Monodelphis domestica (gray short-tailed opossum) is the source of this 5276-nucleotide messenger RNA. It is a transcript of the gene SLC17A6, whose product is annotated as solute carrier family 17 member 6. Gene Ontology annotation, molecular function: neurotransmitter transmembrane transporter activity; L-glutamate transmembrane transporter activity. NCBI's taxonomy places the organism in Eukaryota, Metazoa, Chordata, Mammalia, Didelphimorphia, Didelphidae. Gene Ontology annotation, biological process: transmembrane transport; regulation of synapse structure or activity; neurotransmitter loading into synaptic vesicle. The record is from RefSeq and is a predicted model, not a curated record. Gene Ontology annotation, cellular component: synaptic vesicle membrane; excitatory synapse.
UAGUCUUCCAUGUUUUGCUUUAUUAAAAUAUCAACAGUAUUUUAUUUCUAGAGAAAGCAACAGCUUGUGUUUGGGAAUGAGGUACUAAGUCACAAAUCAGUCCUACAUCUUAUCUGGAAAGCAUUUUGAAUUUGUAAGGUUUAGAAUCCCAUAUGGAAAAGUCCUAUGUAUUUAAGGUAAAUGAACCUGUUAAUAACAUUUAUCAGUAGAGCUCAGCUAUAUUUCCAGUUUUACCUUAUUUUCUUCCAGAGGCUGUAACUAAAUCUAUUUACAAAAUAAUUAUUGGACUUGCCCAACGGCAAAACCAAGAUAGUUCCCUUGCCUCCAAGCAUGCGGCAAACCCAAGUGCAAUAUGUUGUAAUCUUCCCUCACUGCAACAGGGUCAGGACCGGCUGGCGUCAGCGUGUUGGGCGAGACGUGGGAGACGAAAAGUAACUUGUCAAUUUUUAAUAAACUCUUCCUUCCUUGCCAAGUCAACUGCACCAUUCUCUCUGCAAACCAAUGAGAUGAUGACAUCUUUCUAGUUGGUUUCCAUAGCAUCCAUUCCUGAAGAGCCCCAGGAUGGUCUUUUGGAAAGAUUGUCCUUCUACCUCCCCUAGAAAGUUGUCAAAGCAGAGGACUCAAAGAACCUCUCCCUCUGCCCUGCAAGGUGUCCUGUCCGUGGUCCUGAAAGCCAGUGGUAGUGCCAGAGAGGGAAGGAGCUGUCCUCAGUGCUGAAAAACUCUCGUGCUCUGUCCAAAAUUAGGCUUGUUCGCCUCACUAAACCACGUUUUCGCUUUUCAUUGAUUCCCGUUCCAAGAAGCUUUAAGUUCUCUCUCCAUCUCCACUCUACGCUACCGCAUAUCUGAAUUGCUCCCUAUGAAAGAAGCAGAAGCUCAUUCGUGAAGAUGAAACCCUAGGGUUGGUACUGCCCACCUGAGAGCUAAAAUCAUCCAUCACUUCUUUCUCAAGCUACUCUGAUUCCUACGGAAGAGGAUUAAUAUUGCUAUCAUCUUCACUUUGCACUUAUAGAAGAGCUUCAUGAUUUUUUUUUCUAUUUUGAAAUCUUGCAGUUUUUAAAAGAGCUUUAAAAUCGGGAUUAUAAAUAAUUUCCAAGUGGACUAACUUCCAUCAAGAAGGAUCUCUUCGUAACCGCCCAAAUAUCAGGUUUUUGCGUGCUCUCUCUCCGUUACCGGAUCCUCCCCUUCAAAUAAGACUUUCUAAUUGUGUCUAGAAAUUCUCCUAUUAGGAGAGCCGUGGGUUGCAUGUAGCUGUAUUCCGUUUUAUACCCUUUCUCUCCCUCCCUUUCACUCACAUUCUUCUUCCCAGAGGCGCACCAAUAGCCAUUUCGUGGGGAAGGAAAGAGAGAGAGGAGGGAAAAAAAAAACCACUACCUUAGCGAUUAAGCCAAUAUGCGCAACCAUCGCCUAUCAUAGCUCAAACCUAGAAUACACCAGGAGCCACUGCUGCAGGGAUGGAGUCGAUAAAACAAAGGAUUUUGACCCCUGGCAAAGAGGGACUGAAGAAUUUUGCUGGAAAAUCUCUCGGCCAAAUCUACAGGGUGCUUGAGAAGAAGCAGAAAACUGGGGAGACUAUCGAGCUCACUGAGGAUGGAAAGCCCCUGGAAGUGCAGGAGAAGAAGACGCCACUCUGUGACUGUACCUGCUUUGGCCUGCCACGCCGUUAUAUCAUCGCCAUCAUGAGUGGCCUGGGCUUCUGCAUUUCCUUUGGCAUCCGCUGCAACUUAGGGGUUGCCAUUGUGGACAUGGUGAACAACAGCACCAUACACCGAGGGGGAAAGAUCAUCAAGGAGAAAGCCAAAUUUAACUGGGAUCCGGAAACCGUAGGGAUGAUCCAUGGGUCCUUCUUCUGGGGUUACAUCAUCACUCAAAUCCCGGGAGGCUACAUCGCGUCCCGCCUGGCCGCCAACAGGGUUUUUGGAGCUGCCAUACUCCUCACCUCCACCCUCAAUAUGCUAAUCCCAUCGGCAGCUAGAGUGCACUAUGGCUGUGUUAUAUUUGUUAGAAUCUUACAGGGGCUUGUUGAGGGAGUCACUUAUCCUGCCUGCCAUGGGAUAUGGAGCAAAUGGGCCCCUCCUUUAGAAAGGAGCAGACUAGCAACCACUUCCUUCUGUGGUUCCUAUGCAGGAGCUGUGAUUGCGAUGCCUUUAGCCGGGAUUCUUGUGCAAUAUACUGGAUGGUCUUCAGUGUUUUAUGUCUAUGGGAGCUUUGGAAUGGUCUGGUAUAUGUUCUGGCUUUUGGUGUCUUAUGAGAGCCCAGCUAAACACCCGACCAUUACAGAUGAAGAACGAAGGUACAUAGAAGAAAGCAUUGGAGAGAGUGCCAAUCUUUUAGGGGCGAUGGAAAAAUUCAAGACUCCAUGGAGAAAAUUUUUUACAUCUAUGCCAGUCUAUGCAAUUAUUGUUGCGAACUUCUGCAGAAGCUGGACCUUUUACCUGUUGCUUAUUAGUCAGCCAGCUUACUUUGAGGAGGUCUUUGGAUUUGAGAUCAGCAAGGUUGGAAUGUUAUCUGCUGUGCCUCACCUAGUGAUGACCAUCAUUGUGCCUAUUGGAGGGCAAAUUGCUGAUUUUCUAAGAAGCCGGCAGAUUCUCUCUACCACUACAGUGAGGAAGAUCAUGAAUUGUGGAGGUUUUGGCAUGGAAGCCACCCUGCUCUUGGUUGUGGGUUAUUCUCACACUCGGGGAGUAGCUAUCUCCUUCUUAGUGCUUGCGGUGGGCUUCAGUGGCUUUGCUAUAUCAGGAUUCAAUGUCAAUCACUUGGAUAUUGCACCAAGAUAUGCCAGUAUCUUAAUGGGCAUUUCAAAUGGUGUUGGUACAUUGUCUGGAAUGGUUUGCCCUAUCAUUGUCGGUGCAAUGACAAAGAACAAGUCCCGGGAAGAGUGGCAGUAUGUCUUUCUGAUUGCAGCCUUAGUCCACUACGGUGGAGUCAUAUUUUAUGGAAUCUUUGCUUCGGGGGAGAAACAACCCUGGGCAGAUCCUGAAGAGACCAGUGAAGAAAAGUGUGGCUUUAUUCAUGAAGAUGAACUUGAUGAAGAAACAGGGGACAUUACUCAAAAUUAUGUAAAUUAUGGUACCACGAAGUCCUAUGGGGCGACAACACAGGCCAAUGGUGGUUGGCCCAAUGGAUGGGAAAAGAAAGAAGAAUUUGUACAAGAAGAGGUUCAAGACUCAUACAUCUAUAAGGAAAGAGAAGAUUAUUCUUAACGGAGCUAACCAUUGAAUCUAUUUUGUAGUGUUUGUGAUUAAAUCCAUCGUGGUUGUUUGCACAAGAGAUGUGGUGUAAACAUGUUGACACAUAUCAAAAUGACAGGUCUUGCUGUAUUUAAAAAAAAACUUAAAAAACUUAAAAAAAAACAAAAAAAAAUCAAUCCCAUCAAGUGACCAUUUGUUCAAAUGACCAUCUGUCCCCAUUAAGACAUGGCAUCACCUCCAUUCAGGUCCAGCCAUUUCUGCACUACACAUUUUGAAAUUUCUUGGUCAAAACUAUAGAAGCAACUAGUUUCUUCUAUAGACACAAGCGCUCAAACUCAUAACUAAUGAUGAAAGCACAACUAUCUGGGUUGGCACAUGGCACAUCAAACACUCUGGUGAAAAAGCCAAAGCUUCUUGAUCAUGAAAAAUGCACUUAUAUAUUUGCUACACUAUAUGGAAAGAGAUAUAUCGACAGGACUUUGUGUUAAAGAAUCCAUAUUUAUUCAGUCAGAGGGAGGCAGUGCCUGCUGGCUGUAAGGUAAAGACUUCAGAUUUCUGGCAACCCCCAGAAGGACACCAAAUAGGCAAUAGGUAAUAGAAUAUUCUGUAGAGUUGCUAUUCUGUGCUGAGGAUAUUAAGAUAUAACUGGACUUCCAGUUAGGAAAACCUGGGUUCAAGUCCUGCCUCUGACAUCUGUUGACUGUGUGACCCUGGUUGAGUCACUUAACCUCUCAAAACCCUUAGAUAACUCUCACAGAUGAAAAGUUACAUCAGAGAUACUAAUCUAUGUUGGUGGAGGAAGUUUCUGCACUGGGGGCUUCUACACACCAAUAAAUAAUAGAUCUAGCUAAAAAAAUUUUUUUGUAAAAGAUUUGGUGAGACAGAGAGGAAUAUAUUGGAGUGGUUCAUAAUGAAAACUAGAGUUCCAAGCAUGGAGAGAAUCCCUUUCUUUUCAUGUUUGAGGUCUUGCAAAGUGAGGGGUAUGCUUCAAGUUCUUCCAUUCAUUUACCGGACAGUAUAAAAUACUUUACAUUUUAAAGAUCUGAAUUUUCAUGCAGCAUGUCUGAUAACUUUUUAAAAAAAUAGACUUCAUUGUAUUUUUACUACAACUUUGUACUGGUUGUAAAAACUCGUAGAAAAGACACAUAUACCUUUAAGAGUCUAAUAAAUUUAUUAUGGAGUUGUAGCCCUUAAAAGAUCGUUUUAAUGAUAAAGGAAAUAGAAAACAAUUUAGACAUUCUUCCCUUCAUGAUUCCAUACUGUAUUAGGCUUGUGCCACAGAUCUCUACAUAGAAUAUAAAAAUAUUAACUUAAUAGACAAUUUUUGUUAUUUUACAAAUCCCAUUUAAAAAUGUAUGUCUUUGAAAAUAGAGGGCAAUAAAUUAUAUGACUAUAUCUAAUAUACAUAUAUGUCUAUACCUACACAUAUGCACACAAAAGAAAAAGCAACAAUCCUCACAUAAACCAAAAGUGACAUACAACUUCUGUUGGGUUUGGGAGAUUGUGAUUUCUACUUUCAUAAAGUUGUAGAAUUUUAGCAUCAGGAAGAGACAGCCCGUUGGCACUUCCUACAGUAAUUCAACAAGAAUUGCAACAUUUGUGUACCAAGCAAUAAGUGCAAUGCAUUAUAAUGGGCAUCAUCCUUCCGUCUGUAUAUUAAUAUCUUCAUUUUGCUUGUUGUAGAUGUUUUGGGUGGCUGGAAUGAUCAGAACCAUAAAGUAAACACCAAAUCAUUUCCUAACUUUUCAAAAUGGAUAAGGACAGUGUAUUUCCCAACUCAAAUCCAAUGAUUAUCAGUGUGUAUGUGUGUGUAAUAGUCCAUUCUGAGUUUUUAUCUGUUCAUUGUAUUGUGCUAGUGACUGGAGGCCCUGCUACUGCAAAUAUAAAACUUGAAGAUUGUUUAAAAAAUAAUGCAAACCCUUCUUGACCUUAAGGGCAAAAUCAGAUAAUCUUUUGCUUUGUGCCUCAAAGUGAUGUAAACUGUGGUCAUAGCUUUUGCUGUGUUGAAUGACAAGAUGUGGACUGUCAUCUUUGUUGCUGCAAAAAGUGUUAAUAAAAUGCUCUAUUUAUCCUUUUAUAUAAAAAA